This is a messenger RNA of Pelagomonas calceolata, 2379 nucleotides long. The record is from the annotation of a GenBank genome assembly. Lineage: Eukaryota; Pelagophyceae; Pelagomonadales; Pelagomonadaceae.
CUUCGUUGGAGCGGCGUGCGAAGCGCCGGCCUCGGCCGCACAAAAGCUCGUCCUGGGCCAGCCGCGCGUCGAGAGUGCUGCCCGACGGUACGUCGGUCCGUGGGGCGCGCGUCGGCCGCGAGGCCAAGGGCUGCCCCGUCGCACCGUUCACCACACGACGACGAUGGAGGACACGGGCCCGCGCCGCAUCCCUUCAUUAAAACCGAGCGCCUCGCCCACUACUACAAAUGAAACCAUCCAAAACGAGGGCAGCUCCAUGCGCGACUUCGAGGUGUUGAAACUACUGGGCAAGGGCGCCUACGGGAAAGCACUGUUGUGUAGAGACCGAAGAGUAAGAGAAGAGGAGGACGAUUUGGUCGUUGUGAAACAAGUGACGGCGUUGAACCAGCACCAGGCCGACGAAGCUCGGAGGGAAGCCUUGAUAUUGAGAAGGUUGGACCACCCGAACGUCGUGGCGUUCUUCGAGUCGUUUGUCGAGACGUCGCUGGAAGAUGGAGCUGCUCUCCAUAUCGUGAUGGAGUUUUGCGAUGGCGGGGACCUGGACCAAGUGAUAAAACGGCAGCGCAGCACGGGCAAGGUCUUCGACGAAAAUUACGUCAUGCGCAUCUUCGUGCAACUGUUACUGGCGCUGAAGUACGUGCACGCCCAGAAGAUUCUCCACAGGGAUAUUAAACCUCAGAACGUCUUUUUGACGAGUACGGGUCUGGCCAAGUGGGGGGAUUUUGGAGUAGCGAAGUGUCUACAGCACACGACGAGCAUGGCUCGGACACAGACGGGCACGCCCUACUACUUGUCGCCCGAAAUAUUUAACGACGAGGCCUAUUCGUCAGCGUCGGACAUGUGGUCUCUAGGCGUUGUUCUAUACGAGCUGGCUACGUUGAAAUUGCCCUUCCAUGCUACUUCGUUAGGAAAACUUGCGCGGUUGGUCUUGGGGCGAGACCCGCCGCCCCCGAAGCGGUGCUCGCCGGGUUUAAGUGAUCUGUUGGCCAAGAUGCUCUGCAAGCGCGCCACUCAUAGACCGAAGGCGCGGCGACUGUUAAGGGACUCGUUUGUAAGGCACCACGCGCAGCUGCUGCUCGAGAGCACCUCCACGGGAUUGGAUCCGCCGCCGCCUUCCACCCCGCCGCCGCCAUCGCCCGUGCCGGGCCCGGCGGCCGCGCCCGACCAGCCGCCGCCGCCGCGCGGGCCGCCGCCGUCGUCGGACAUCCCGGAGGCGCCCGCGCCGCCGAAGAUCUUCUUCGCCGGGCCCGUCGAGGCCCUGUGCCUCGACGACGUCGUUUCCACGGCGCCGCCGGCGCCGGCGCCGACGUCCGCGCGGCUCUGGCCCCUCGACGGCACGGAAUUGCUACAGGCGGCGUCGCCGAUCGAAUUCAUCGUCAAGACGCCCGAGCGGAGCGAGGCGAGCCCCCUGCGCCGCAAGCGGCGGCGCGAGCUCAAGGACACGCAGCGCCAACAGAUCCUCGCCGAUAAAUUGGACGCGAUGCGCGCCCAGGUGGACCUGCUCAAGCGGCGGUCCGAAUCGGGGCGGGGGGACGCGGCGGCGCGGACGCUGCAGCGGACGUGGCGCCGCGGGCGGCGGCCACCACUCAACGUCGUGCCGCCGCGCCGGGACCGCGUCGUCGUCCACGAGCCGGCGCGAUCCGCGGCCGUGGCCCUCAUCCAGCGGUCCUGGCGGCGGCUCCCGCGGCGCGAGGCGGCGCCGCGCCGCGGGCGGCCGCGGCGGCGGCUCGGCGUGCGCGAGGCGCUGCGGGCCGCGGCCGAGGAGGGGCGCAAGCGGCGGCGCGACUCCGAGGAGCGCCAGCGGCGCCAGAAGCGCGAGCUCGAGGCGAACGGCGGCGUCGUCACGGCGUCGUCCGGCUCGCCGCCGCGCCGGAGCCGCGACGCGUCGCCGGGGUCCGUGCGCCCCUCGCCGGGCCUGCGCCGCGAGUCGCCGCGCGACGCCAUCAGCCGCGCGGCCGCGCGCGGCGCGGCCCGGCGCGCCCAGGCCGAGGCCAAGGCUGCGAAGCUCAAGGCCGAGCUCGAGGAGCAGUACGGCAUCGCGCGCGCGCGCAUCGAGGCCGCCGCGGCCGACGCGGACACGUCGCCGUCGCCGCCGCCCGCGCGGCGGAAGCCGCGGCGCGCGUCGGCGCGCUUCCGGAACCUCUCGCUCGACGACGUGCCCGAGGAGCCCGCGGCCGUGUCGACCGCGGGCGCGGCGGGCCGCGCCGUCGCCGCCGCGCGCGCGCAGCGCGACGACGUCGACGUCCUGGCCCUGUCGGGCAGCCUCGCGUCGAUGCUCCACGCGGCGGAGGAGUCAGACGACGAGUCCGUGGCGCCGCCCGACGAGCCACCGCCCAAUGUGCCCGAGGACGCGGUCGCGCUCGCCGAAUAAUAUGGAUU